Molecule: messenger RNA, 2884 nt
Organism: Sodiomyces alkalinus F11
Lineage: Eukaryota; Fungi; Ascomycota; Sordariomycetes; Glomerellales; Plectosphaerellaceae
Product: thermostable beta-glucosidase B
Exons: 7
Coding region: 165-2810 (881 amino acids)
Biological process (GO): glucan catabolic process
Molecular function (GO): beta-glucosidase activity
Source: RefSeq, a predicted model, not a curated record
AAGACGACGAAGACGACGACGACGUCCGUUCUCUCCGUUUGUCUUCCAGAGGCCAAUUAGUCCAAUUCCCUCCUCCCCCCAUAGACAGCAACCGCCCUAGAGAUAACUCGGGAUCCUUGAACCCCCCGUUCCCCAUCGAGACGCAAAAGUCACGGAGACUCAGUAUGAGCCAUUCGGAUUCUCCGCCUCAAGUUGCUGAUUUUGAUCGCAACCCAUCGCCUGCAGAAGAGAGCGACAUGUCUCAUUCAACUCCCAACACGGAGUUCUCUCCGCCAUGCAGCCCUCAGCAGAAAUACCAGCAAGUCAUGAAGGAUACGAGGCUUACGGCAAGGAAAAAGCUCGCCCAGCUCACGCUGGAAGAGAAAGUCUCGUUGCUCACUGCUGCGGACUUUUGGAGGACGCGAGCCAUCCCAUCUAAGAACGUUCCUUCCAUAAAGACUUCGGAUGGUCCCAAUGGUGCUCGCGGUGGCAUCUUCGUCGGCGGUACCAAGGCGGCGCUAUUCCCUUGCGGCGUCUCUUUGGCGGCAACCUGGAACAAGAAGUUGCUGUAUGAAGUCGGCCAGCACCUUGCCCAAGAAACGAAAGCGAGAUCAGCCAAUCUACUUCUGGCACCGACCGUCUGCAUGCACCGUCACCCUCUCGGAGGAAGGAAUUUCGAGUCCUUCUCCGAGGACCCUCUCCUGACCGGAAAGCUGGCUGCCCAGUAUAUUCGGGGUCUUCAGGAGAACGGCGUAGCUGCCGCCAUCAAGCACUUUGCCGGCAAUGAGCAGGAGACGAACCGGCUCACCAUCGACUCGCUUAUCCAGGAACGGCCGCUACGAGAGAUCUACCUCCGCCCCUUUGAGAUUGCUGUUCGGGAGGCCAAUCCCUGGGCUCUCAUGACGUCGUACAAUCUCAUCAACGGCGUCCAUGCCGACAUGAACCAGCUCACGCUUAGGACGAUUCUCCGAGGAGAAUGGCGCUACGAUGGCACGGUUAUUUCGGAUUGGGGCGGCAUCAAUUCCACCAUCGAGUCCAUCGUCACUGGGUGCGACAUCGAAUUCCCCUACUCACCCAAGUGGCGGUUCGAGAAAGUCGUCGAGGCCCUGAAAGAGGGGAAGAUCACCGAGGAAAGCAUCGACCAAGCCGCCGAGAACGUCCUGACACUGGUGGAGCGUCUCAAGGGUGACGACAUGUCCCCGGAACAGCCCGAGCGGGAGGACAACCGGGAGGAGACGAGGGCCCUCAUCCGGGAGGCCGGCGUGGAAGGCCUGACCCUUCUGAAGAACGAGGGGGCCGUCCUCCCCCUGGACCGCAAGACCAAGGUCGCCGUGAUCGGACCCAACGCGAACCGAGCGAUCGCCGGCGGCGGCGGCAGUGCCAGUCUCAACCCGUACUACAACACGAUUCCCCUCGACAGCAUCCGGGCCGCGUCCGACGCCGAGGUGAGCUUCGCGCAAGGGUGCCACAUCCACAAGUGGCUCCCCGUCGCGUCCCGCUACUGCACCGAGAAGUCGGGCAAGCCGGGCGUCAGCAUCGACUGGUACAAGGGGGACAAGUUCCAGGGCGAACCGGUGGUCGUGCAGAGGAGGACGAACACGGACCUCUUCCUCUGGGACUCGGCGCCUCUGAGCGAGGUCGGGCUCGAGUGGUCGGCGACCGCGACCACGUACCUCACGCCCACGAGCAGCGGCAAGCACACCAUCAGCUUCAUGAGCGUCGGGCCGGGCAAGCUCUACGUGAACGGCAAGCUGGCGCUGGACCUCUGGGACUGGACCGAGGAGGGCGAGGCCAUGUUCGACGGCUCGAUCGACCAGCUCAUCGACGUCGAGAUGGAGGCCGGCAAGCCGGUCGAGCUCCGAGUCGAGAUGACCAACGAGCUCCGGCCCGUCGCCAAGCAGAAGCAGUUCGGCAUCACGCACAAGUACGGCGGCUGCCGCAUCGGCUUCAAGGAGGAGGACCAGGUCGACUUUUUGGAGGAGGCCGUCGAGACGGCCAGGGCCGCCGACGUGGCUGUCGUCAUUGUCGGACUGGACGCCGAGUGGGAAUCCGAGGGGUACGAUAGGCAGACGAUGGACCUGCCGUCCGACGGCAGCCAGGACAGGCUGAUCGAAGCUGUCGUGAGGGCCAACCCGCGCACCGUGGUGAUCAACCAGUCGGGUACGCCCGUCACCAUGCCCUGGGCAGACCGUGUCCCUGCGAUCAUUCAGGGCUGGUACCAGGGCCAGGAGGCGGGAAAUGCGUUGGCCGAUGUUCUGUUUGGCUUGAAGAACCCGAGCGGAAAGCUUCCCUCGACAUUCCCGAAGCGCAUCGAGGACACGCCGGCCUACAACAACUGGGGCGGCGAGAACCUAAAGGUCAACUACGGCGAGGGCGUGUACAUCGGCUACCGCUACUUCGAGCGCGUCCACAUCGAACCGCUCUUCCCCUUCGGGCACGGCCUCUCGUACACGAGCUUCGAGUACGGCCGGCCGUCGAUCGACAAGAAGCAGCUGACCGCCGAGGGCACGAUCGAGCUCAUCUUCGCCGUCAGCAACAUCGGGCCGGUGGCGGGUUCGGAGACGGCGCAGAUCUACGUCCGGGACGACAAGUCCAGGCUGGCCCGGCCGGAAAAGGAGCUCGUGGCGUUCGAGAAGGUCUACCUCGAGCCUGGCGAGACGGUCCACCUGCGCGUCAGCCUCGACAAGUAUGCGGUUGGGUACUACGACACGGCGCUAUCCAGCUGGAUUGCCGAGGAAGGAACCUUUAGGGUCAUGAUCGGUGCUUCUUCUGCCGAUAUCAAACACAGCAUCCCCUUUGAGGUUAAGGAGUCCUUUACAUGGGUCUUCUAAACCAGCCAUCUUCUCCUGUCUAUUUUACCUCUCUCUCUCUCUCUCUCUCUCUCUCUUCCUCGUAUAUACCACGC